GCAUUGUGUAUCACCAUGCUGGGUUUGGGCUGCACAGUUGAAGUCAGUCAGAUUGGGGAACACCUUAGGAGACCAAUUGGUGUUCUUCUGGCUCUAAUAUGCCAAUUUGUCCUAAUGCCAAUGGUAGCUUUCCUUAUGGCAUUAAUCUUCUCCCUUAAUGAAGUGGCCGCUAUCGCCGUACUGCUGUGUGGUUGCUGUCCUGGUGGAAACCUCUCUAAUAUCAUGUCACUUCUGGUGAAUGGAGAUAUGAACCUAAGCAUCAUCAUGACCACGUCUUCCACAUUGCUUGCACUACUGUUGAUGCCCCUUUGCCUGUGGAUAUACAGCCGGCCCUGGAUUAACACUACACUGGUGCAGUUUCUGCCACUUGGGGCAGUCACUCUUAUGCUUUGCAGUACUCUUCUCCCCAUUGGUUUGGGUGUCUUCAUACGUUACCGGUACAACAGAAUUGCAGACAUCCUGCUUAAGGUUUCUUUGUGGUCUCUGCUAGUGACUGUUCUCAUCCUCUUCAUUCUAACCGGAGCAAUGCUGGGGCCUGAGCUAUUGGCAACCAUCCCUCCCUCGGUGUAUAUUGUGGCCCUGCUGAUGCCUAUGAUUGGUUAUGCCUUAGGAUAUGGCCUUGCAACAUUGUUCAAACUGUCACCAAACUGCAGGAGAACAGUAUCUUUGGAAACCGGAUGCCAAAAUGUCCAGCUCUGCACCGCUCUCCUGAAACUUGUCUUCCCAGCUCACUUAAUUGGGAGCAUGUAUAUGUUCCCCUUACUGUAUGCAAUGUUCCAGGCCGCAGAAGCAGGGAUUUAUGUGCUAUUAUACAAAUACUACAGGAAAGAAGUUCUUCAGAAAUCAGAGCCCCUCGAUGAAGAUGACGACACAGAUAUAUCUUACCGGAAACUUAAGGAGGAAGAAAUUAAUGAAGUAACUUAUGGCACAGUAGCCAAUGAAGAUCAAAAUACUGUAUCAAUGGAGCCAUCCCAAGGAAUGCAUUAAGGGACUAAUAAUAUUUACCCUUAUCUGGGACAAGUUUAUAUUAUUAUUUAUUUUUGAACUGAUAGAAAUUGUGUUUAAAAAAUCUGUGUAUAUAUUUACCCAGAAUGAAAUGAAUUAAAUUCAGCUGGACAACAGAAAUGAACCUGACAAAUCCCAUUUUCCUUUUAUGGUAACAUAUUUUUAUUUAAUAGGCGCAUUCAUUUACAAACGUACUUGUACAAGUGUUGCUUCGCUAUAAAGAUCUCUGUGAUCAUUAAUACCAGGGGCGCGAUCCGAUAUACGGCGUAGGUUUCGGCGCAAGCGUGGAAACCUGCUUCGCCCGUAAUUUCACCUUGCACAUCGGGGUAUUACAUAUAUUUCGCCGGCAUUUCCUAAGUGCUGUAAGUUGGAUAAACUAGCGAUGUCCAGAAUUAAGUGUAAAUACAAAUUUCUGGAGUCACCAGUGACUUACGGCACUUUAGAAACUGCCGGCGCCUAAGAAAAGUAACAAAAAUUUUAAAUCUCCCGUAACUGUCUAGCACGCCUCCCAAAAAUAAGCCCGACACGUAUACCCCUAUAUCCGCAAUCCCCCCUCUCACUCCUAAUAAUAAAUGUAUUAACCCCUAGACCGACAACCCCCCACAACGCAAUAAGCCUAAUUAUUAACCCCUAAACCGCCAUAGCCCACACCGCAAUAAACCUAUAUUAUACUAUAGUUUAUUUUAUUUUAUUGUAUUUAAUUUUAGCUAAUUGUAGUUAAUUUAUUUAAUUAAUUUAAUGAUAGUGUAGUGUUAGGUGUAAUUGUAACUUAGGUUAGAUUU
This is a messenger RNA of Bombina bombina (fire-bellied toad), 1787 nucleotides long. RefSeq names its product solute carrier family 10 member 4 (gene SLC10A4). The transcript is spliced from 3 exons. Gene Ontology annotation, biological process: bile acid and bile salt transport. The coding region runs from base 16 to 987 and encodes 323 amino acids. NCBI's taxonomy places the organism in Eukaryota, Metazoa, Chordata, Amphibia, Anura, Bombinatoridae. The record is from RefSeq and is a predicted model, not a curated record. Gene Ontology annotation, cellular component: membrane. Gene Ontology annotation, molecular function: bile acid:sodium symporter activity.